AAUAAACCUUUUUGAGGGUGUAAAAAUGAACCGCCCUGCCCCCGUGGAGAUCUCUUACGACUGCCUGAGAUUCCUGAUAACGCACAACCCCACCAACGCACAACUGGGAAGGUUUAUAGAGGAUCUGAAGAAUUAUGGAGUCAACACCCUGGUGAGAGUGUGUGCUGCUACAUAUGACAAGACUCCGGUGGAACAAGAAGGUAUUCAUGUCCUGGAUUGGCCAUUCGACGAUGGUUCCGCCCCCCCGGACCAGCUGGUUGAUGAUUGGCUGAGCCUGCUUCAGACAAAGUUCAGGGACGAGCCUGGCAGCUGUGUGGCUGUGCACUGUGUGGCCGGGCUGGGACGGUGAGUACAACGGGACACGGGAAG
Messenger RNA from Notothenia coriiceps (black rockcod), 369 nucleotides. Its product is annotated as protein tyrosine phosphatase type IVA 2-like. Gene Ontology annotation, biological process: dephosphorylation. The transcript is spliced from 3 exons. Bases 26 to 349 code for a protein of 107 amino acids. Lineage: Eukaryota; Metazoa; Chordata; Actinopteri; Perciformes; Nototheniidae. The record is from RefSeq and is a predicted model, not a curated record.